Acaulospora colombiana is the source of this 691-nucleotide messenger RNA. The record is from the annotation of a GenBank genome assembly. Lineage: Eukaryota; Fungi; Glomeromycota; Glomeromycetes; Diversisporales; Acaulosporaceae.
AUGCCACCAUCGUCCAUGGACACUCAAAGUCCCUUCAACCAACUCCCUAGCAUGCAUAAAUCUACUAGUCCCAUCGUAGAUGAUCGUAAUGUGGAUGUAGGGACUCCAGGUACGACGCCAUCGUUUGUGCAGACCACUGCAGCAGGCCGUCCCUCCGUGCUCACAGACGUGCCAAAAGAGGCACAGUCACCAAGCAAAGCCCCGUAUUCUUCUCCCUUUGAAGGCUAUUCUGCCUCAAACCUGACCACCGAGCAAGGCUCAUUCAGACAGCUAGCUGCCCGCAUGAAUGGUACUCUGUCUAAAGACGAAGAUAGCAUUCUUGUGCAACACGGUCGUGAUCAGCGUCGAUACGUAGCUAAUGCUCCGAUUCGACCCAUUCAACAGGCCACCAUUGGCGCCAUCGGGGAUGGUCGUCGUUUUCCCACUGUUGAAGGCUACUCACUUCCAGCGGAGAUCGAACAGACCGCCUUGCUUCUCCGUAGCCUUGAUAUCACCCCUCCUCCUUCAGGCUUGCUGGGUUUACCUCCCUCUCCUAUGGAUUCUACUCUCCAAAGAGUCCCACCCUUAGAUACAAGUAAUUAUGGGCUGCACCUCCGAUCACUUGAACUGCCAUCCACUAUCCCUUCAAUGUACAACUCCUUCGCAGGCUACAGUGACACGCCAGUCACCAUGUCCCCAGCUACUCCUACGC